Plutella xylostella (diamondback moth) is the source of this 13928-nucleotide messenger RNA. The record is from RefSeq and is a predicted model, not a curated record. NCBI's taxonomy places the organism in Eukaryota, Metazoa, Arthropoda, Insecta, Lepidoptera, Plutellidae.
UCGUACAACAUACUUUGGUAUAAAAGGGACAAGAAAUUUGAAAUCGAUAUCAGUUCGGUUCCAACUCUCAACAUGAGAGCAGCAACCUUUGUGAUCUUGUGCUGUGCCCUGCAGUAUAUUGCUGCACAACGAGAUGUCUACAAUGACUUGGUGCUCAACCCCAAGAAUAUGGUAGAUUUUACCGAAACUGACUUGAGCACCACAGAUGAAUAUGAAAAAGACAGCAAUGGAACCGUCUUUGAACGAGUAACUACACGAAAGAAGUUCGAAAGAGACGAUUUUCCAGCUGGAAGCUUUGGCAACAUUCACAGCGACGAAAAAGUUGUCAGAACUUUUGUUAUUGAAUCCGAUGGCUUCGGCCACGACGUCAUUUACGAAGAGGAUGUGGUCAUUAAGAAGGUUCCUGGAACUCAUUCAUCUAGUAGUUCUUCUUCAAGCUCUGCAUCAAGUGCAAGCGGGCAAGGAUCUAAUGUUGUUGUUAACAACAUCCGUCCCGUCGGCCACUCAGGCCCAUCAUCUUCAGCAGCUAGCUCAAGUUCCGCAGCAACCAAUGCUAAUCAUGUCAAUAUUGUAAACAAAUAUGGACAAUAUGGAGGAGCUAGUUCAAACACUGCUGCUGCGGGACAAGGUGGCUAUGGACAAGGUCUCGGCCAAGGAAGUCAGGCUGGAUCAUCAGCAUCAAGCGCUUCUUCUGCUGGAUCUAAUAACGAAUACACCAUCGUGAACGAAAUCGGACAGUAUGGACCUGGAGCAUCUGGGUCAGCAUCGUCUUCAUCUUCUAGCUCAAGCUCAGCUGGAUCAGCCGGCCCCAACAUCAAGGUCAUCAACGAAUACGGACCCUACGGCGCUGGAAACUCUGCCUCUAGCGCAUCAUCAUCAGCAGCAAACGGUGCCGGAUCCAGUAACGGAAUCAACGGAUACGGACAAGGCCUUGGACCCUAUGGAAGCGGUCUUGGGGGUAAUAGUAACGGUGCAAACGGAUACGGACAAGGAGCUGGAUCUGCAUCAUCAGCUUCAUCAUCUGCUGGAGCUAACGGUGAAUACACCAUCGUGAACGAGUUCGGACAGUACGGACCUGGAGCAUCUGGAUCUAGUGCAUCAUCAUCUAGCUCAGCUUCUGCCGGAGCAGCUGGACAGGACAUCAACAUCAUCAACCAAUACGGACCUUACGGCGCUGGAAGCUCUGCCUCUAGUGCUGCAUCUGCAGGUGCCUCAGGAUCUGGAUAUGGACCUAACGGACAAUACGGAUCAGAAGGAGCAAGUUCAAGUUCAUCAGGAGCCAAUGGUGCAGGUUAUGGACUCAACGGCAACGGAUACGGACAAGGACUUGGACCCUACGGCAGCGGCCUUGGCCCCAACGGCUACGGUCUUAACGGAUACGGCCAAGGUUUGGGAGGAGCUGGCUCUGGAGCAUCAUCUUCAGCAUCAAGCGCUUCUUCUGCUGGAGCCAACGGUGAAUACACCAUCGUGAAUGAAUUCGGACAGUACGGACCAGGAGCAUCUGGAUCAGCAUCGUCUUCAUCUUCAAGCUCAAGCUCAGCUGGAUCAGCCGGACCCAACAUCAAUGUCAUCAACGAAUACGGACCCUACGGUUCUGGAAGCUCUGCCUCUAGCGCAUCAUCAUCAGCAGCAAACGGUGCCGGAUCCAGUAACGGAAUCAACGGAUACGGACAAGGUCUUGGACCCUACGGAAGCGGUCUUGGCGGUAAUGGUUACGGUGCUAACGGAUACGGACAAGGAGAUGGAUCUGCAUCAUCAGCUUCAUCAUCUGCUGGCGCUAACGGUGAAUACACCAUCCUGAACGAGUUCGGACAGUACGGACCUGGAGCAUCUGGAUCUAGUGCAUCAUCAUCUAGCUCAGCUUCUGCCGGAGCAGCUGGACAGGACAUCAACAUCAUCAACCAAUACGGACCUUACGGCGCUGGAAGCUCUGCCUCUAGUGCUGCAUCAGCAGGUGCCUCCGGAUCCGGAUACGGACCUAACGGACAAUACGGAUCUGCUGGAGCAAGUUCAAGUUCAUCAGGAGCCAAUGGUGCAGGUUAUGGCCUCAACGGCAACGGAUACGGACAAGGACUUGGACCCUACGGCAGCGGUCUUGGCCCUAACGGCUACAGUCUUAACGGAUACGGCCAAGGUUUGGGAGGAGCUGGCUCUGGAGCAUCGUCUUCAGCAUCAAGCGCUUCGUCUGCUGGAGCCAACGGUGAAUACACCAUCGUGAACGAGUUCGGACAGUACGGACCAGGAGCAUCUGGCUCAGCAUCGUCUUCAUCUUCUAGCUCAAGCUCAGCUGGAUCAGCCGGACCCAACAUCAAUGUUAUCAACGAAUACGGACCUUACGGUUCUGGUGAAUCUGCCUCUAGCGCAUCCUCAUCAAGCUCAUCAUCAACCGCUACUGGACCAAUCGUCAUUGAUGUUAUCAACGAAGGAUUCGGACCUAACGUUGCUGGAAGCUCUGCCUCUAGUGCUGCAUCAGCAGGUGCCUCAGGAUCCGGAUACGGACCUAAUGGACAAUACGGAUCUGCAGGAGCAAGUUCAAGUUCAUCAGGAGCCAAUGGUGCAGGUUAUGGCCUCAAUGGCAACGGAUACGGACAAGGACUUGGACCCUACGGCAGCGGUCUUGGCCCCAACGGCUACGGUCUUAACGGAUACGGCCAAGGUUUGGGAGGAGCUGGCUCUGGAGCAUCGUCUUCAGCAUCAAGCGCUUCUUCUGCUGGAGCCAACGGUGAAUACACCAUCGUGAAUGAAUUCGGACAGUACGGACCAGGAGCAUCUGGAUCAGCAUCGUCUUCAUCUUCUAGCUCAAGCUCAGCUGGAUCAGCCGGACCCAACAUCAAUGUCAUCAACGAAUACGGACCCUACGGUUCUGGAAGCUCUGCCUCUAGCGCAUCAUCAUCAGCAGCAAACGGUGCCGGAUCCGGUAACGGAAUCAACGGAUACGGACAAGGUCUUGGACCCUACGGAAGCGGUCUUGGCGGUAAUGGUUACGGUGCUAACGGAUACGGACAAGGAGAUGGAUCUGCAUCAUCAGCUUCAUCAUCUGCUGGCGCUAACGGUGAAUACACCAUCCUGAACGAGUUCGGACAGUACGGACCUGGAGCAUCUGGAUCUAGUGCAUCAUCAUCUAGCUCAGCUUCUGCCGGAGCAGCUGGACAGGACAUCAACAUCAUCAACCAAUACGGACCUUACGGCGCUGGAAGCUCUGCCUCUAGUGCUGCAUCAGCAGGUGCCUCAGGAUCCGGAUACGGACCUAACGGACAAUACGGAUCUGCAGGAGCAAGUUCAAGUUCAUCAGGAGCCAAUGGUGCAGGUUAUGGCCUCAACGGCAACGGAUACGGACAAGGACUUGGACCCUACGGCAGCGGUCUUGGCCCUAACGGCUACGGUCUUAACGGAUACGGCCAAGGUUUGGGAGGAGCUGGCUCUGGAGCAUCGUCUUCAGCAUCAAGCGCUUCUUCUGCUGGAGCCAACGGUGAAUACACCAUCGUGAACGAGUUCGGACAGUACGGACCUGGAGCAUCUGGCUCAGCAUCGUCUUCAUCUUCUAGCUCAAGCUCAGCUGGAUCAGCCGGACCCAACAUCAAUGUCAUCAACGAAUACGGACCCUACGGUUCUGGAAGCUCUGCCUCUAGCGCAUCAUCAUCAGCAGCAAACGGUGCCGGAUCCAGUAACGGAAUCAACGGAUACGGACAAGGUCUUGGACCCUACGGAAGCGGUCUUGGCGGUAAUGGUUACGGUGCUAACGGAUACGGACAAGGAGAUGGAUCUGCAUCAGCAGCUUUAUCAUCUGCUGGCGCUAACGGUGAAUACACCAUCCUGAACGAGUUCGGACAGUACGGACCUGGAGCAUCUGGAUCUAGUGCAUCAUCAUCUAGCUCAGCUUCUGCCGGAGCAGCUGGACAGGACAUAAACAUCAUCAACCAAUACGGACCUUACGGCGCUGGAAGCUCUGCCUCUAGUGCUGCAUCAGCAGGUGCCUCAGGAUCCGGAUACGGACCUAACGGACAAUACGGAUCUGCAGGAGCAAGUUCAAGUUCAUCAGGAGCCAAUGGUGCAGGUUAUGGCCUCAACGGCAACGGAUACGGACAAGGACUUGGACCCUACGGCAGCGGUCUUGGCCCUAACGGCUACGGUCUUAACGGAUACGGCCAAGGUUUGGGAGGAGCUGGCUCUGGAGCAUCGUCUUCAGCAUCAAGCGCUUCUUCUGCUGGAGCCAACGGUGAAUACACCAUUGUGAACGAGUUCGGACAGUACGGACCUGGAGCAUCUGGCUCAGCAUCGUCUUCAUCUUCUAGCUCAAGCUCAGCUGGAUCAGCCGGACCCAACAUCAAUGUCAUCAACGAAUACGGACCCUACGGUUCUGGAAGCUCUGCCUCUAGCGCAUCAUCAUCAGCAGCAAACGGUGCCGGAUCCGGUAACGGAAUCAACGGAUACGGACAAGGUCUUGGACCCUACGGAAGCGGUCUUGGCGGUAAUGGUUACGGUGCUAACGGAUACGGACUAGGAGAUGGAUCUGCAUCAUCAGCUUCAUCAUCUGCUGGCGCUAACGGUGAAUACACCAUCCUGAACGAGUUCGGACAGUACGGACCUGGAGCAUCUGGAUCUAGUGCAUCAUCAUCUAGCUCAGCUUCUGCCGGAGCAGCUGGACAGGACAUCAACAUCAUCAACCAAUACGGACCUUACGGCGCUGGAAGCUCUGCCUCUAGUGCUGCAUCAGCAGGUGCCUCAGGAUCCGGAUACGGACCUAACGGACAAUACGGAUCUGCAGGAGCAAGUUCAAGUUCAUCAGGAGCCAAUGGUGCAGGUUAUGGCCUCAACGGCAACGGAUACGGACAAGGACUUGGACCCUACGGCAGCGGUCUUGGCCCUAACGGCUACGGUCUUAACGGAUACGGCCAAGGUUUGGGAGGAGCUGGCUCUGGAGCAUCGUCUUCAGCAUCAAGCGCUUCGUCUGCUGGAGCCAACGGUGAAUACACCAUCGUGAACGAGUUCGGACAGUACGGACCAGGAGCAUCUGGCUCAGCAUCGUCUUCAUCUUCUAGCUCAAGCUCAGCUGGAUCAGCCGGACCCAACAUCAAUGUCAUCAACGAAUACGGACCUUACGGUUCUGGUGAAUCUGCCUCUAGCGCAUCCUCAUCAAGCUCAUCAUCAACCGCUACUGGACCAAUCGUCAUUGAUGUUAUCAACGAAGGAUUCGGACCUAACGUUGCUGGAAGCUCUGCCUCUAGUGCUGCAUCAGCAGGUGCCUCAGGAUCUGGAUACGGACCUAACGGACAAUACGGAUCUGCAGGAGCAAGUUCAUCAGGAGGCAAUGGUGCAGGUUAUGGACUUAACGGCAACGGAUACGGACAAGGACUUGGACCCUACGGCAGCGGUCUUGGCCCCAACGGCUACGGUCUUAACGGAUACGGCCAAGGUUUGGGAGGAGCUGGCUCUGGAGCAUCGUCUUCAGCAUCAAGCGCUUCUUCUGCUGGAGCCAACGGUGAAUACACCAUCGUGAAUGAGUUCGGACAGUACGGACCAGGAGCAUCUGGAUCAGCAUCGUCUUCAUCUUCUAGCUCAAGCUCAGCUGGAUCAGCCGGACCCAACAUCAAUGUCAUCAACGAAUACGGACCCUACGGUUCUGGAAGCUCUGCCUCUAGCGCAUCAUCAUCAGCAGCAAACGGUGCCGGAUCCGGUAACGGAAUCAACGGAUACGGACAAGGUCUUGGACCCUACGGAAGCGGUCUUGGCGGUAAUGGUUACGGUGCUAACGGAUACGGACAAGGAGAUGGAUCUGCAUCAUCAGCUUCAUCAUCUGCUGGCGCUAACGGUGAAUACACCAUCCUGAACGAGUUCGGACAGUACGGACCUGGAGCAUCUGGAUCUAGUGCAUUAUCAUCUAGCUCAGCUUCUGCCGGAGCAGCUGGACAGGACAUCAACAUCAUCAACCAAUACGGACCUUACGGCGCUGGAAGCUCUGCCUCUAGUGCUGCAUCAGCAGGUGCCUCAGGAUCCGGAUACGGACCUAACGGACAAUACGGAUCUGCAGGAGCAAGUUCAAGUUCAUCAGGAGCCAAUGGUGCAGGUUAUGGCCUCAACGGCAACGGAUACGGACAAGGACUUGGACCCUACGGCAGCGGUCUUGGCCCUAACGGCUACGGUCUUAACGGAUACGGCCAAGGCUUUGGAGGAGCUGGCUCUGGAGCAUCGUCUUCAGCAUCAAGCGCUUCUUCUGCUGGAGCCAACGGUGAAUACACCAUCGUGAACGAGUUCGGACAGUACGGACCUGGAGCAUCUGGCUCAGCAUCGUCUUCAUCUUCUAGCUCAAGCUCAGCUGGAUCAGCCGGACCCAACAUCAAGGUCAUCAACGAAUACGGACCCUACGGUUCUGGAAGCUCUGCCUCUAGCGUAUCAUCAUCAGCAGCAAACGGUGCCGGAUCCGGUAACGGAAUCAACGGAUACGGACAAGGUCUUGGACCCUACGGAAGCGGUCUUGGCGGUAAUGGUUACGGUGCUAACGGAUACGGACAAGGAGAUGGAUCUGCAUCAUCAGCUUCAUCAUCUGCUGGCGCUAACGGUGAAUACACUAUCCUGAACGAGUUCGGACAGUACGGACCUGGAGCAUCUGGAUCUAGUGCAUCAUCGUCUAGCUCAGCUUCUGCCGGAGCAGCUGGACAGGACAUCAACAUCAUCAACCAAUACGGACCUUACGGCGCUGGAAGCUCGGCCUCUAGUGCUGCAUCAGCAGGUGCCUCAGGAUCCGGAUACGGACCUAACGGACAAUACGGAUCUGCAGGAGCAAGUUCAAGUUCAUCAGGAGCCAAUGGUGCAGGUUAUGGCCUCAACGGCAACGGAUACGGACAAGGACUUGGACCCUACGGCAGCGGUCUUGGCCCUAACGGCUACGGUCUUAACGGAUAUGGCCAAGGUUUGGGAGGAGCUGGCUCUGGAGCAUCGUCUUCAGCAUCAAGCGCUUCGUCUGCUGGAGCCAACGGUGUAUACACCAUCGUGAACGAGUUCGGACAGUACGGACCAGGAGCAUCUGGCUCAGCAUCGUCUUCAUCUUCUAGCUCAAGCUCAGCUGGAUCAGCCGGACCCAACAUCAAUGUCAUCAACGAAUACGGACCUUACGGUUCUGGUGAAUCUGCCUCUAGCGCAUCCUCAUCAAGCUCAUCAUCAACCGCUACUGGACCAAUCGUCAUUGAUGUUAUCAACGAAGGAUUCGGACCUAACGUUGCUGGAAGCUCUGCCUCUAGUGCUGCAUCAGCAGGUGCCUCAGGAUCUGGAUACGGACCUAACGGACAAUACGGAUCUGCAGGAGCAAGUUCAAGUUCAUCAGGAGCCAAUGGUGCAGGUUAUGGACUUAACGGCAACGGAUACGGACAAGGACUUGGACCCUACGGCAGCGGUCUUGGCCCCAACGGCUUCGGUCUUAACGGAUACGGCCAAGGUUUGGGAGGAGCUGGCUCUGGAGCAUCGUCUUCAGCAUCAAGCGCUUCUUCUGCUGGAGCCAACGGUGAAAACACCAUCGUGAAUGAGUUCGGACAGUACGGACCAGGAGCAUCUGGAUCAGCAUCGUCUUCAUCUUCUAGCUCAAGCUCAGCUGGAUCAGCCGGACCCAACAUCAAUGUCAUCAACGAAUACGGACCCUACGGUUCUGGAAGCUCUGCCUCUAGCGCAUCAUCAUCAGCAGCAAACGGUGCCGGAUCCGGUAACGGAAUCAACGGAUACGGACAAGGUCUUGGACCCUACGGAAGCGGUGUUGGCGGUAAUGGUUACGGUGCUAACGGAUACGGACAAGGAGAUGGAUCUGCAUCAUCAGCUUCAUCAUCUGCUGGCGCUAACGGUGAAUACACCAUCCUGAACGAGUUCGGACAGUACGGACCUGGAGCAUCUGGAUCUAGUGCAUCAUCAUCUAGCUCAGCUUCUGCCGGAGCAGCUGGACAGGACAUCAACAUCAUCAACCAAUACGGACCUUACGGCGCUGGAAGCUCUGCCUCUAGUGCUGCAUCAGCAGGUGCCUCAGGAUCCGGAUACGGACCUAACGGACAAUACGGAUCUGCAGGAGCAAGUUCAAGUUCAUCAGGAGCCAAUGGUGCAGGUUAUGGCCUCAACGGCAACGGAUACGGACAAGGACUUGGACCCUACGGCAGCGGUCUUGGCCCUAACGGCUACGGUCUUAACGGAUACGGCCAAGGCUUGGGAGGAGCUGGCUCUGGAGCAUCGUCUUCAGCAUCAAGCGCUUCUUCUGCUGGAGCCAACGUUGAAUACACCAUCGUGAACGAGUUCGGACAGUACGGACCUGGAGCAUCUGGCUCAGCAUCGUCUUCAUCUUCUAGCUCAAGCUCAGCUGGAUCAGCCGGACCCAACAUCAAGGUCAUCAACGAAUACGGACCCUACGGUUCUGGAAGCUCUGCCUCUAGCGCAUCAUCAUCAGCAGCAAACGGUGCCGGAUCCGGUAACGGAAUCAACGGGUACGGACAAGGUCUUGGACCCUACGGAAGCGGUCUUGGCGGUAAUGGUUACGGUGCUAACGGAUACGGACAAGGAGAUGGAUCUGCAUCAUCAGCUUCAUCAUCUGCUGGCGCUAACGGUGAAUACACUAUCCUGAACGAGUUCGGACAAUACGGACCUGGAGCAUCUGGAUCUAGUGCAUCAUCGUCUAGCUCAGCUUCUGCCGGAGCAGCUGGACAGGACAUCAACAUCAUCAACCAAUACGGACCUUACGGCGCUGGAAGCUCUGCCUCUAGUGCUGCAUCAGCAGGUGCCUCAGGAUCCGGAUACGGACCUAACGGACAAUACGGAUCUGCAGGAGCAAGUUCAAGUUCAUCAGGAGCCAAUGGUGCAGGUUAUGGCCUCAACGGCAACGGAUACGGACAAGGACUUGGACCCUACGGCAGCGGUCUUGGCCCCAACAGCUACGGACUUAACGGAUACGGCCAAGGAUUGGGAGGAGCUGGCUCUGGAGCAUCGUCUUCAGCAUCAAGCGCUUCUUCUGCUGGAGCCAACGGUGAAUACACCAUCGUGAACGAGUUCGGACAGUACGGACCUGGAGCAUCUGGCUCAGCAUCGUCUUCAUCUUCUAGCUCAAGCUCAGCUGGAUCAGCCGGACCCAACAUCAAUGUCAUCAACGAAUACGGACCCUACGGUUCUGGAAGCUCCGCCUCUAGCGCAUCAUCAUCAGCAGCAAACGGUGCCGGAUCCAGUAACGGAAUCAACGGAUACGGACAAGGUCUUGGACCCUACGGAAGCGGUCUUGGCGGUAAUGGUUACGGUGCUAACGGAUACGGACAAGGAGAUGGAUCUGCAUCAUCAGCUUCAUCAUCUGCUGGCGCUAACGGUGAAUACACUAUCCUGAACGAGUUCGGACAGUACGGACCUGGACCAUCUGGAUCUAGUGCAUCAUCGUCUAGCUCAGCUUCUGCCGGAGCAGCUGGACAGGACAUCAACAUCAUCAACCAAUACGGACCUUACGGCGCUGGAAGCUCUGCCUCUAGUGCUGCAUCAGCAGGUGCCUCAGGAUCCGGAUACGGACCUAACGGACAAUACGGAUCUGCAGGAGCAAGUUCAAGUUCAUCAGGAGCCAAUGGUGCAGGUUAUGGCCUCAACGGCAACGGAUACGGACAAGGACUUGGACCCUACGGCAGCGGUCUUGGCCCUAACGGCUACGGUCUUAACGGAUACGGCCAAGGUUUGGGAGGAGCUCGCUCUGAAUCAUCGUCUUCAGCAUCAAGCGCUUCGUCUGCUGGAGCCAACGGUGAAUACAUCAUCGUGAACGAGUUCGGACAGUACGGACCAGGAGCAUCUGGCUCAGCAUCGUCUUCAUCUUCUAGCUCAAGCUCAGCUGGAUCAGCCGGACCCAACAUCAAUGUUAUCAACGAAUACGGACCUUACGGUUCUGGUGAAUCUGCCUCUAGCGCAUCCUCAUCAAGCUCAUCAUCAACCGCUACUGGACCAAUCGUCAUUGAUGUUAUCAACGAAGGAUUCGGACCUAACGUUGCUGGAAGCUCUGCCUCUAGUGCUGCAUCAGCAGGUGCCUCAGGAUCUGGAUACGGACCUAACGGACAAUUCGGAUCUGCAGGAGCAAGUUCAUCAGAAGCCAAUGGUGCAGGUUAUGGACUUAACGGCAACGGAUACGGACAAGGACUUGGACCCUACGGCAGCGGUCUUGGCCCCAACGGCUACGGUCUUAACGGAUACGGCCAAGGUUUGGGAGGAGCUGGCUCUGGAGCAUCGUCUUCAGCAUCAAGCGCUUCUUCUGCUGGAGCCAACGGUGAAUACACCAUCGUGAAUGAGUUCGGACAGUACGGACCAGGAGCAUCUGGAUCAGCAUCGUCUUCAUCUUCUAGCUCAAGCUCAGCUGGAUCAGCCGGACCCAACAUCAAUGUCAUCAACGAAUACGGACCCUACGGUUCUGGAAGCUCUGCCUCUAGCGCAUCAUCAUCAGCAGCAAACGGUGCCGGAUCCAGUAACGGAAUCAACGGAUACGGACAAGGUCUUGGACCCUACGGAAGCGGUCUUGGCGGUAAUGGUUACGGUGCUAACGGAUACGGACAAGGAGAUGGAUCUGCAUCAUCAGCUUCAUCAUCUGCUGGCGCUAACGGUGAAUACACCAUCCUGAACGAGUUCGGACAGUACGGACCUGGAGCAUCUGGAUCUAGUGCAUCAUCAUCUAGCUCAGCUUCUGCCGGAGCAGCUGGACAGGACAUCAACAUCAUCAACCAAUACGGACCUUACGGCGCUGGAAGCUCUGCCUCUAGUGCUGCAUCAGCAGGUGCCUCAGGAUCCGGAUACGGAUUUAACGGACAAUACGGAUCUGCAGGAGCAAGUUCAAGUUCAUCAGGAGCCAAUGGUGCAGGUUAUGGCCUCAACGGCAACGGAUACGGACAAGGACUUGGACCCUACGGCAGCGGUCUUGGCCCCAACAGCUACGGACUUAAUGGAUACGGCCAAGGAUUGGGAGGAGCUGGCUCUGGAGCAUCGUCUUCAGCAUCAAGCGCUUCUUCUGCUGGAGCCAACGGUGAAUACACCAUCGUGAACGAGUUCGGACAGUACGGACCUGGAGCAUCUGGCUCAGCAUCGUCUUCAUCUUCUAGCUCAAGCUCAGCUGGAUCAGCCGGACCCAACAUCAAUGUCAUCAACGAAUACGGACCCUACGGUUCUGGAAGCUCUGCCUCUAGCGCAUCAUCAUCAGCAGCAAACGGUGCCGGAUCCGGUAACGGAAUCAACGGAUACGGACAAGGUCUUGGACCCUACGGAAGCGGUGUUGGCGGUAAUGGUUACGGUGCUAACGAAUACGGACACGGAGAUGGAUCUGCAUCAUCAGCUUCAUCAUCUGCUGGCGCUAACGGUGAAUACACCAUCCUGAACGAGUUCGGACAGUACGGACCUGGAGCAUCUGGAUCUAGUGCAUCAUCAUCUAGCUCAGCUUCUGCCGGAGCAGCUGGACAGGACAUCAACAUCAUCAACCAAUACGGAUCUUACGGCGCUGGAAGCUCUGCCUCUAGUGCUGCAUCAGCAGGUGCCUCAGGAUCCGGAUACGGACCUAACGGACAAUACGGAUCUGCAGGAGCAAGUUCAAGUUCAUCAGGAGCCAAUGGUGCAGGUUAUGGCCUCAACGGCAACGGAUACGGACAAGGACUUGGACCCUACGGCAGCGGUCUUGGCCCUAACGGCUACGGUCUUAACGGAUACGGCCAAGGUUUGGGAGGAGCUGGCUCUGGAGCAUCGUCUUCAGCAUCAAGCGCUUCUUCUGCCGGAGCCAACGGUGAAUACACCAUCGUGAACGAGUUCGGACAGUACGGACCAGGAGCAUCUGGCUCAGCAUCGUCUUCAUCUUCUAGCUCAAGCUCAGCUGGAUCAGCCGGACCCAACAUCAAUGUCAUCAACGAAUACGGACCCUACGGUUCUGGAAGCUCUGCCUCUAGCGCAUCAUCAUCAGCAGCAAACGGUGCCGGAUCCAGUAACGGAAUCAACGGAUAUGGACAAGGUCUUGGACCCUACGGAAGCGGUCUUGGCGGUAAUGGUUACGGUGCUAACGGAUACGGACAAGGAGAUGGAUCUGCAUCAUCAGCUUCAUCAUCUGCUGGCGCUAACGGUGAAUACACCAUCCUGAACGAGUUCGGACAGUACGGACCUGGAGCAUCUGGAUCUAGUGCAUCAUCAUCUAGUUCAGCUUCUGCCGGAGCAGCUGGACAGGACAUCAACAUCAUCAACCAAUACGGACCUUACGGCGCUGGAAGCUCUGCCUCUAGUGCUGCAUCAGCAGGUGCCUCAGGAUCCGGAUACGGACCUAACGGACAAUACGGAUCUCCAGAAGCAAGUUCAAGUUCAUCAGGAGCCAAUGGUGCAGGUUAUGGCCUCAACGGCAACGGAUACGGACAAGGACUUGGACCCUACGGCAGCGGUCUUGGCCCUAACGGCUACGGUCUUAACGGAUACGGCCAAGGUUUGGGAGGAGCUGGCUCUGGAGCAUCGUCUUCAGCAUCAAGCGCUUCUUCUGCUGGAGCCAACGGUGAAUAUACCAUCGUGAACGAGUUCGGACAGUACGGACCUGGAGCAUCUGGCUCAGCAUCGUCUUCAUCUUCAAGCUCAAGCUCAGCUGGAUCAGCCGGACCCAACAUCAUGGUCAUCAACGAAUACGGACCGUACGGUUCUGGUGAAUCUGCCUCUAGCGCAUCCUCAUCAAGCUCAUCAUCAACCGCUACUGGACCAAUCGUCAUUGAUGUUAUCAACGAAGGAUUUGGACCUAACGUUGCUGGAAGCUCUGCCUCUAGUGCUGCAUCAGCAGGUGCCUCAGGAUCUGGAUACGGACCUAACGGACAAUACGGAUCUGCAGGAGCAAGUUCAAGUUCAUCAGGAGCCAAUGGUGCAGGUUAUGGACUUAACGGCAACGGAUACGGACAAGGACUUGGACCCUACGGCAGCGGUCUUGGCCCCAACGGCUACGGUCUUAACGGAUACGGCCAAGGAUUGGGAGGAGCUGGCUCUGGAGCCUCAUCUUCAGCAUCAAGCGCUUCUUCUGCUGGAGCUGACGGUGAAUACACCAUCGUGAACGAGUUCGGACAGUACGGACCUGGAGCAUCUGGCUCAUCAUCGUCUUCGUCUUCUAGCUCAAGCUCAGCUGGAUCAGCCGGACCCAACAUCAAGGUCAUCAACGAAUACGGACCCUACGGUUCUGGAAGCUCUGCCUCUAGCGCAUCAUCAUCAGCAGCAAACGGUGCCGGAUCCGGUAACGGAAUCAACGGAUACGGACAAAGUCUUGGACCCUACGGAAGCGGUCUUGGCGGUAAUGGUUACGGUGCUAACGGAUACGGACAAGGAGAUGGAUCUGCAUCAUCAGCUUCAUCAUCUGCUGGCGCUAACGGUGAAUACACCAUCCUGAACGAGUUCGGACAGUACGGACCUGGAGCAUCAGGAUCUAGUGCAUCAUCAUCUAGCUCAGCUUCUGCCGGAGCAGGUGGACAGAACAUCAACAUCAUCAACGAAUACGGACCUUACGGUGCCGGUGAAUCUGCCUCUAGCACAUCCUCAUCAAGCUCAUCAUCCUCAGUUAGUGAACCAAUCGUCAUUGACCUUAUCAACGAAGGUUUCGGCCAGAACGGAUACGGACAAAAUGGUGGAUCAUCAUCGGCUUCUAGCUCAGCUUCUGCUGGAGCAGCUGGACCCAACUUCAACGUCAUCAAUCAAUAUGGACCGGGAUCAUCUUCUUCAGCAGCAGCUUCGUCAUCUAGCUCAGCUGGAUCACCAGGAUACGUGCAGUACAACUACCAAGUUCCGCGAGUCCGCCAACCAUGCUCACUGACCCGUAGGAAUUUGUUCGUGAAAAUUGGCUCUAGGCGUUCACCUUGUGUCAAUUGCUAAAUAAUGUAAACUUUCUUUGUCAGUUUUUAUAUUAUGUCUGGAUACAUCUUUAUUGUUUUAUGAUUUAAAUAAAAUUUUGCAAUUUA